This is a messenger RNA of Fusarium coffeatum, 3417 nucleotides long. RefSeq lists its product as uncharacterized. The transcript has 2 exons. Bases 1 to 3417 code for a protein of 1138 amino acids. Gene Ontology annotation, biological process: error-prone translesion synthesis; error-free translesion synthesis. Gene Ontology annotation, molecular function: deoxycytidyl transferase activity; DNA-directed DNA polymerase activity; damaged DNA binding. Gene Ontology annotation, cellular component: nucleus. Lineage: Eukaryota; Fungi; Ascomycota; Sordariomycetes; Hypocreales; Nectriaceae. The record is from RefSeq and is a predicted model, not a curated record.
AUGGGAAGCGUUCUUGACAAAAACUCUUCUCAAGUGAGAAAGCGCAUCGAGACGCAUACUUUUGAGAAUGAAGGCGGAGAUGAGUACGAUGGCAGCGAGUUCGGUGGUUUCAACGACUAUUUUCGGCGCAAGAAGAUCAAGCUCCAGAAUCUGGACGCAGAGACGCGCGCAAAAUCGGACAAGCCUCAAAUAUUCAAGGGAAUUGUCGCACAUGUCACAGGAUAUACUCAACCGCCAUUGCACAUACUACACCGCGAGAUAGUACAACAUGGCGGUGGUUUCCUCCAGUACCUGGAUUCAAAAACAAUGGCUACUCACAUCAUUGCUUCAACUUUGCCUCCCAAAAAGUCUGUCGAUUUCAACCGGUACCGAAUCGUCAAACCUGCCUGGAUCAUGGAUUCGAUCCAAGCAGGACAGCUACUUCCAUGGUCUAACUAUCGAGUCUUGGACGAAGGACCGCGACAAAAGGUUCUCAAGUUUGAUGGGAGUAGCGGCUUAUCGCCAACGACGCCUCGAACUAAGCAAGGCUAUCGUGAAAUGACAGACAACAGUUUUUAUACCAGUCAGUUCAAGGCGCCUGCUCUGCCAAGCCAAUCUUUAAGUCAAGUUCUUGAGAAAGCUCAGACUCCCGUUCGCACCAAUCCAGCCUCGGAUAUCACGCAAAUGGAAGGUGUUGAAAGUCCCUUUUUCAAGAAGCCUGAGGCACGCUUCAAACCUCGUACUGAGGAUCAAUCCAACGCAGUUUCAACUCGUCCAAAUAUAAAUAAGGGCAAUAUUAUUGAAUCACAGACAGAGGCAGUCUCCGUGCCUACUGUACAGGACAAAGCACAGGAACCUCAAAAACCGAUGACAUCUGAGGAGCACAAUGCGCAGUUAUUGUCCGACCCACGGAUUAGGAAGUCCUCGACCGCGAAUCCGGAUUUUCUGAAGCAGUUCUACUCCGAGAGUCGACUGCACCACCUCUCUACGUGGAAAGCUGAAUUGAAAUCUAGAAUGCAACGACUAGCUGCAGAAAAGGGGCAGGCACAUUCGAAUCUCAAAAAACGCCCUAACUCGAGGCGGUAUGUCAUGCAUGUCGACUUUGACAGUUUCUUUUGUGCUGUUUCCUUAAAGAAGAACCCCGAGUAUAUCACCAAACCGGCAGUCGUUGCGCACAGCACAGGGUCAGGUUCAGAAAUUGCAAGUUGCAAUUACCCUGCUCGAGAAUUUGGAGUGAAGAACGGUAUGUGGAUGAAAUCUGCGCUUGAGUUGUGCCCAGAUCUCAAGGUGCUUCCUUACGACUUUCCUGCAUAUGAAGAAGCGAGUCGCCUGUUCUAUGAGUCCAUUCUAGACAUUGGUGGCUUAGUGCAAAGCGUCAGCAUAGACGAGGCCCUCAUUGACAUAACAUCUAUUGCCAUGACAUCCACUGGGUCCCAACGUACGGGCUUCGAACCAGGAAACAUUGCCCGGGAACGUGACAUGGCAGACAAGAUUGCAAGAGAUCUUCGCGAGAAGAUCAAAUCUCUCACAGACUGCCAUGUUUCUGUUGGGAUCGGCGCGAAUAUCCUGCAAGCCAAGGUCGCAUUGCGAAAAGCUAAACCUGUCGGACAAUACCAGUUGAAACCAGACGAUGUCUUGGAUAUGAUCGGAGAACUUAAAGUCGACCAGCUUCCUGGAGUUGCCCGUAGUAUCGGUGGCAAGCUCGAAGAUAUCGGCGUUGUUCUUGUCAAGGACUUGCGAGAAGUGUCGAAAGAACGUCUUAUUUCAAUCCUUGGACCAAAGACCGGUGAGAAGCUUCGAGAAUAUGCCCGCGGUAUUGACCGCACAGAAGUUGGCGAGCAGCCACCGCGAAAGUCUGUAUCUGCAGAAGUCAAUUGGGGUAUUCGCUUCAUCAAUCAAUUGGAGGCAGAGGAGUUCAUAUACAACCUUUGCAAGGAAUUAGAGAAACGACUCUUGAACGAGAAUGUCAAGGGAAAGCAGUUCACCAUGAAGAUUAUGAGGAGGUCGAUGGAUGCGCCUCUUGAUCCACCGAAGUCCCUCGGCCAUGGCAAAUGCGACACAUUCAACAAGAGUACCACUUUCGGGGUGGCCACCAACGAUCAACAAGUCAUUGGUAAAGAGGCAGUCAAUAUUCUGCGGUCUUUCAAGUUCAGCCCUGGUGACCUCCGCGGGCUAGGAGUGCAAAUGACUAAACUUGAACCCAUGAAGACAAAUCUGGCGGCUCCAGAUGGUAGUCAGAAGAGGUUAGCAUUCAACGCUUUCACAAAACCUUCGCCAGCAAAGAAAACUGCUUUGGCAGAACCGAUCGAUGAGAUCAAGAGUUCAGAGAAACAGAGGAUAACACCUAGUCGCGAGGUUCAUAAGGAUCCAAUCGCUGAUGAUCCUCUGACUCCACGAAAGCAGAAAAUGCAUCCCGCAAUGGCGUUGACAAAGGCUAGCCAAGAUGAUGCAAAAGCCAAGACGCCUCUUAAUAUAUCGGGAACUCAGUUCCUCAUUCCCAAAGACGUAGAUCCCGCCAUCCUAGCAGAGCUACCUAGCAGCAUUCGAAGUAAGCUCAUGGCUCAAAAGUCUAGGAUGCCACAGGAGGCCGAAUCCCCAGUGCUCAAAUCCAGAUCAGAGACCCCCGCGCCGUUGGAUGUAUGCCCAACUCAAGUUGAUCCGGAGGUUUUCAACGCGCUACCUGAUGAUAUGAAGGCCGAGAUUAUGGCUACAUACGGGCGAAAUCCCAAACCACCUACACCUCAUCAAUCUCCACGCAAGGAUCGUACAAUUCAAGCAAGGAAACCUCCUACACCUUCGAAACGAGGAAGACCGCGAGGCUUGUUUGGUAAAGCUCAGAAGCAGAGAGAUGCCCAAGCCGGUCUAUUGCAGACCAAUUUCCGAUCACUGAAUCAGGUUGGUGACGCCUUUCAGGAAGAGGCUGCCGUCGAGGAACUUGAUGAGGAAUUUCUUUCGGAACUGCCUGAGGAUGUGCGUAAGGAGAUCGUUGAAGACCACAACAGACGCAAGAGAGCUCAGCAGAAAUUACUAGAGGCCCCUUUGCGAAAACAAGUUUCUACCGACUCAGACGCAGCACUGCCAGGCGGUCAACUUAGAAUUCAGUUCGCCGCAGCUCCACGUGAGAUCUCGUUUGCAAGUUCCGGGGUAACAUCAACUCGGGAAAUCAAAGACAUGCUGGAUGCCUGGCAUACAGAAACAAGGAAGAAUGGCCCCCACCGUGGGGAUAUAGAAGUAUUGGAAAAGUUUCUUGAACGAGUGAUCAAAGAAGAACGAGAUUUGGAGAAAGCGACAAAGUUGGUCAAGUGGUUGGAUGUUUUAGUUGAACAGGAUGGCAGAAAGGGGCGAGGACAAGAGGUUUGGAGGCAAUCGGUUGCGGGCAUCAAGGUGAUUGUGCAAGAUGCUGUGAAGCAGCGAGGCAUGGCACCAUUGAAGUUCUGA